Molecule: messenger RNA, 660 nt
Organism: Cotesia congregata
Lineage: Eukaryota; Metazoa; Arthropoda; Insecta; Hymenoptera; Braconidae
Source: the annotation of a GenBank genome assembly
AUGGCAGGAUUUAGGUUGAUACAAAAUUAUUUAUCUUCGGAUUCUGAUGAAGACUGUGAUAAUGAAGUAUUUGAUACAAAAAUUUACCUUUGCCAAAUAAUUUAUUAUCUUGGACGGAUAAUAAAAUUGAACAACGAAUUAUGGGACUUGUUGCAAACAUGGAUGCAGUCAUCAACUGAAGCCUUUACUGAUGGUAAUUUGAUAAUUGAAAAUAGUCAUAUUAGUUUGACACGUACUUUAAUAUUCAAAUUUCACUGGAUUGACUCUUUUGUGGCUAGUAUGAAGAAAAUAUGCUCAUCAGUCGACCCAUUUAUACUUGAGUUAAAUAACGUUAGAGUUUACUGCAAUGAGCAGCGAACACGAACGUUCCUGGGGAUCGAGUGUCACUGUUUGGAGCCAAGCUUCACCUACUUGAUGGAAUCAUUGAAUAAAUUACUAGCAGAGUAUCAACUGGAAUCCUUUUACGAGGAAGCCUCAUAUCACAUAAGCUUUUUUUGGAUGCUUGGUGAUCGGGAAAAGGAAUUAAAAUCUUAUGUUGAGGAAUUAAAUAAUAGUUUAAAUCAAGUCCUUAUUAAAGAUUUAGAUAAAAACUAUAUUAAAAUAUCAAAAUUACACUGCAAAAUUGGUAAUAAAAUAUACAUAUUUACAUUAAAGUCAUAA